GAUGUGCUGGGCACGUACAACACACACCACCAACUGCCAGAACCGUUUUUAUUUGACGCGGGCGAUAUCGCCCUAUGCCUACAGAUUCCCCUCCAAACCCCCCUCCCGUUCUCUCUACGCCAUAGCGCGCGCACACUCUCUUUCUAUCUACAUAUAUAAAUAAAUAUAUAAUAUUGCCCUACAAAUCUCUCUGAAAGUCUCUUCUUCUGAGAGGCCACCGGAAAAUGGACCCAGCCGGCGAAGUCAUAGAGAACGGCAACGCCGAGCCUCGAUCGGCUCUGAUCUUUCUCGGCACUGGUUGUUCAAGCGCAGUCCCUAAUGCGAUGUGCCUGAUCCAACCAUCCGAUCCUCCCUGCCAACUUUGCUUCCAGUCAUUGUCGGUGCCGCCGGAGCGGAAUCCAAAUUACAGGUGCAACACGUCUCUUCUGAUUGAUUAUUGUGGGAGAGAUGAUGAACACAGAUAUAUAUUGAUUGAUGUUGGAAAGACGUUCAGGGAGCAAGUACUUCGGUGGUUCACUUUCCAUAAGAUUCCGCGGGUUGAUUCAAUUGUUUUGACUCAUGAACAUGCUGAUGCAGUUCUUGGUCUGGAUGAUGUACGUGCUGUGCAGCCAUUUAGUCCUACAAAUGACAUUGACCCCACGCCCAUUUACCUCACUCAGGAUGCUAUGGACAGCAUCGGUGUGAAGUUUCCUUACUUGGUUCAGAAAAAACUAAAGGCAGGCCAGGAAGUGAGACGAGUAGCCCAGCUUGACUGGACAAUAAUCGAGAAUGAUUGUGAGAAGCCAUUUGUUGCAUCAGGACUAGAACUUAUUCCUUUGCCUGUGAUGCACGGUGAAGAUUAUAUUUCUUCGGGAUUUCUUUUUGGUGAAAAAUGUAGGGUAGCUUAUAUAUCUGAUGUUUCACGCUUCCUUCCAACCACUGAGCAUUAUAUUUCAAAAAGUGGUGGUAAACAGUUGGAUCUCCUUAUCUUGGACACACUUUAUAAGGCACAUGUUGCUUUUGCUAAAAUUACAGAGAAUAUAUGUCUUCAGACUCUUGAAGCUGUGAAGAAGUUAUGCCCAAAGCGAGCUUUGUUAAUUGGAAUGACCCAUGAGUUUGAUCACCACAGGGACAAUGAAUUUCUUAUGGAAUGGUCUAGAAGAGAAGGAAUCCCCGUUCAGCUUGCACAUGAUGGGUUGAGGAUCCCCAUAGACCUUUAAUGUGGUUUAUACAUGAGCCAUGAAUGCGGCCAGAAUUUACUUGAUUGUUUCUACUUCUUCUUCUUCUUCCCCAUUUUGGUAGGAGGAGGGAAAAUGACACAGUAAUGUUGAUGUGUAACUUCUUAUAGCUUCAGCAAAUCCGAUUUUUGAAAUUGAAACAAAUGCAAAGCUAUAGGGCAGAAAGAUGGUGUACAAUGUGUACAACAUGGUAGAAAAUUUAGCUUGGAGUAGUCUGCUGGUUCAAUGUGUUACACACCUUUUAGUUUCCCUCUAAUUUUAUAUUAAAAUGAGAAGACUAUGAUUUCGCUCGAGGGAAUAUGUAAUAUAUUGUCAAACAAUUGUCCUUUGUCUUGCAUUGAACUAGAAAGUGGUUUGAAAUGGAUUACAAUGAGAUCAAUAUACUAGGAGGAAAUGCCUUGUUCUAUGGCCUA
Molecule: messenger RNA, 1630 nt
Organism: Cornus florida
Lineage: Eukaryota; Viridiplantae; Streptophyta; Magnoliopsida; Cornales; Cornaceae
Product: putative hydrolase C777.06c
Exons: 9
Coding region: 225-1199 (324 amino acids)
Source: RefSeq, a predicted model, not a curated record